AUUUUUCAUAGUACGGUAAUACUGCAACGCACGCCACACGUGUUUUAUUUACUGCGUCUUUUAACACAAGAAAAACUUAAGAAACUUCCAAAAUGUAUCUAAUGUACACAAUCAAUGAAAACGGAGACCGCGUCUACACCCUGAAGAAACGCACUGAGGAUGGACGUCCAACUUUGUCUGCUCAUCCAGCACGCUUUUCGCCGGAGGACAAGUACUCCCGUCAAAGGAUCACCAUUAAGAAACGCUUUGGACUGCUUCUCACCCAGAAACCGGAACCCAUUUACUAAGCCGAAGUUAAAUUUUAAUUAGUGUAUAUCUUUAUUUACAAAUAAUAAGUUACAAAAUAACA
Drosophila eugracilis is the source of this 349-nucleotide messenger RNA. RefSeq names its product H/ACA ribonucleoprotein complex subunit 3 (gene Nop10). The transcript is spliced from 2 exons. The coding region runs from base 93 to 287 and encodes 64 amino acids. NCBI's taxonomy places the organism in Eukaryota, Metazoa, Arthropoda, Insecta, Diptera, Drosophilidae. Gene Ontology annotation, molecular function: telomerase RNA binding; box H/ACA snoRNA binding. Gene Ontology annotation, cellular component: box H/ACA telomerase RNP complex; box H/ACA snoRNP complex. The record is from RefSeq and is a predicted model, not a curated record. Gene Ontology annotation, biological process: rRNA pseudouridine synthesis; ribosome biogenesis; snRNA pseudouridine synthesis.